Messenger RNA from Nyctereutes procyonoides (raccoon dog), 3462 nucleotides. RefSeq names its product amyloid beta precursor protein binding family B member 1 interacting protein (gene APBB1IP). The record is from RefSeq and is a predicted model, not a curated record. NCBI's taxonomy places the organism in Eukaryota, Metazoa, Chordata, Mammalia, Carnivora, Canidae. The coding region runs from base 108 to 2099 and encodes 663 amino acids. Gene Ontology annotation, cellular component: plasma membrane; cytosol. The transcript has 14 exons. Gene Ontology annotation, biological process: signal transduction.
GUCGGCGCUCGGCACGCGGGCGCCAAGGCCCCCGGGGGUGGGCUGCGCUCGGCGGAGAUCCGGCUUUGCUCAACCCUCCCGAAAGAGGAAGCGCGGAAGGGCUUGAAAUGGGUGAGUCCAACGACGACAUAGACCAAAUGUUCAGCAAUUUGCUGGGAGAGAUGGAUCUUCUGACCCAGAGUUUAGGAGUGGACACUCUUCCUCCUCCUGAAUCCAAACCGCCCAGAGCUGAAUUUAACUACAGUGUGGGUUUUAAGGACUUAAAUGAGUCCUUAAAUGCACUGGAAGAUCAAGAUUUAGAUGCUCUUAUGGCGGAACUGGUGGCAGACAUAAGUGAAGCUGAGCAGAGGACAAUCCAAGCACAGAAAGAGUCCUCUCAGAAUCAGCAUCAUCCAGCAUCCAUAGAGGUACCAGAUUUCAGUGGAGCAGCUGCUCUUAGUUAUGGAGCAAAUGUCACUGCAAUUAGUGUUAGCCAAUAUGAGGAUGACUUACCACCUCCGCCAGCUGAUCCCAUGUUAAACCUUCCUCUGCCACCACCGCCUCCUGAACCUCUAUCUCAGGAAGAAGAAGCAGCUCAAGCCAAGGCUGAUAAAAUUAAGCUAGCAUUGGAAAAACUGAAAGAGGCCAAGGUCAAGAAGCUUGUUGUCAAGGUACAUAUGAAUGAUAACAGCACUAAGUCAUUAAUGGUGGAUGAGCGGCAAUUGGCCCGAGAUGUUCUAGACAACCUUUUUGAGAAAACCCAUUGUGACUGCAAUGUAGACUGGUGUCUUUAUGAAAUCUACCCAGAACUACAAAUUGAAAGGAUUUUUGAAGACCAUGAAAAUGUUAUUGAAGUCUUAUCAGACUGGACAAGAGACACAGAAAAUAAAGUGCUGUUUUUGGAGAAAGAGGAAAAAUAUGCUGUAUUUAAGAACCCCCAGAAUUUUUACUUGAAUAACAAAGGAAGAAAAGAAGGAAAGGAAACAAAUGAGAAAAUGAAUGCUAAGAACAAGGAAUCCUUACUUGAGGAAAGUUUCUGUGGGACAUCCAUCAUUGUGCCAGAACUUGAAGGAGCUCUUUCUUUGAAAGAAGAUGGAAAGAAAACCUGGAAAAGGCGCUAUUUUCUUUUACGGGCUUCUGGAAUUUAUUAUGUACCCAAAGGAAAGACUAAGACAUCUCGAGAUCUGGCAUGUUUUAUACAGUUUGAAAAUGUCAACAUUUACUAUGGGAUUCAGUGUAAAAUGAAAUACAAAGCACCCACUGACUACUGCUUUGUUUUAAAGCAUCCCCAAAUUCAGAAGGAGUCCCAGUAUAUCAAAUAUCUCUGCUGUGAUGAUGCAAGGACCCUAAACCAGUGGGUCAUGGGAAUAAGGAUUGCCAAGUAUGGAAAGACUCUCUAUGAUAACUAUCAACGGGCGAUGGCAAGGGCCGGGCUCGCCUCUCGGUGGACAAACCAGAGCACAGUCAGCACAGCUCCACCAGCAACGUCAGCUGCACCGUCGACAGGACUUAAAACAAGCACCCCUCAGGCCAAUGGUCAGAUCCCCCAGGCUGCCCAUUCUGUAAGCACUGUUCUUGAAGAAGCCCAGAGGCAUGCGGAAACAACUAAGGACAAGAAGCCAGCCCUGGGUAACCAGGGCCCGGGAGCGCCCAAGGCCCACCAGUUCCCUAAGUCCAGCCUGCCGCCACCCCCUCCGGUGCGACGGUCGUCGGAUGUCUGCAGCAGUCCGGCCACAGCCCCCAGGGCCAGGGGCUUGGGAGGGGGCUUCCCUGCCCCUGCCCCUCCCGAGGAUUCUCUGCCGCCGCCACCGCCCCCGCCACCCCUGGACGAGGACGAGCUCCCUCCGCCUCCCCCUGAUUUUCACGAUGCACCCCCGGACUUCGUGCCUCCCCCACCGCCGUCUUUCGCAGGGGAUGUGGGCUCGGCGUUACCGCCCCCGCCCCCGCCCCCACCGGCCCCCGAGGCCGCAAGGCCACCCCCGGUUGCCCUUAAAAGACCUCCUGCUCCCCCAAAGAGGAAAGAGAGCCCGGGGCCGGCCGUCGGGGGAGGCAGCGGAGAGCAGGAUUUCAUGUCAGAUCUCAUGAAGGCUUUGCAAAAGAAAAGAGGCAACAUGUCCUAAGGGGACAGAUAAAGCUCUCUGUGCCAUGGGCUUAAUCGUUUCUAACCUCAUGUGCAUUUUUGCUACUUUACCUUCAUGACACCUUGUUCAUUUUCCGUAAAAUAUUGCCACAUUCAGACUAGAAAGGAUGUAAAAUGUCUCACUCUAGCUCAAAUGCAUUCAUAACCAUUCACCUAACAUAGACAUUAGAGCAUCUGCCUAAAUGUACAUAUCUUUCCUAUGUGUUUCCAUUUCCAUAAAUUUAUCUACCCUUCCGAGUUCACUGAAGUGUUUUAUGUUCAUUUAUUUUAUUAUGUUCAGAUGCAUCAAAUUAAUAAAAGUUAAUUUUUUCUUAAAGAUGGUAUUUCUAAAAAUAUCAGUGUAUUUAUAAAUCUACUGCGAUAUUAACACAGUUAUAACAUACUUGACCUUUAAAUACCUUUCAAAGUCGGCCUUCUAACGGUGUUGUUAAUCUUCGAUAUAUUUUCCAUCUCCACCUCCGUGACUGUCAGAAUUUUCUGAAAAAUCAAAAGAGAAAAAGGGAAGAAACAGGAGAGGCAGAGUGAAUUCAGUUUCUUUGAGACUCAUGGCAGUCCUGGACAUACUGGAUUUUGGUUUUGGUUUUCUGAUGGUCAAAUACCAUAGUAAUGAAAAAAAUAGAUAUGUAGAGUUUAGGGAUUCUCUAUUAUUACACUGCUAUAAGUAUCCUAUAAAUUAAAAUUUAGAGAUAAGAACAGGCAGUCAUUUAUAUUCUUUAACCUGGAAUGUUUUCUCUCAGAUAAAUUUGAUGUUCAACUUUAAUAGCCAAUUUAUCUUGAGUUCCUGUUACCCUCUCUCUUCUCUUUCUCAUUGGCUUCUAAAAGGGAGUCCUUUUAGAUUUUCGUAGUUUUAUUUUUCUUUUUAAUUGUGAAACACAUACAGGCAACUGGGUGGCUCAGUUAGUUGAGUGUAUACCUUCUGUUGGGGUCACAACCCAGGGUCCUGGGAUCCCUGCAUCAGCCCUUGCUUAGUAGGGGAGUCUGCUUCUCCCUCUCCCUUUGCCCCUGUUCAUGUAAGCUCUCUCUCUCUCUCUCUCUCAAAUAAAUAAAAUUGGUUCUUAAAAAAAUUGUGGAACACCUCAAAAUCUUUUUUUAUUGAAGUAAAAUACACUGAAGUAUAAUACACAACAUUAUGUUAGUUGCAGGUGUGCAACAUUGCAACAACUCUGUAUGUGAUGUUGUGCUCACCACAAGCUAUUACAAUAUCAUUGACUAUAUACCUUAUGCUGUGCCUUUUAAUCUUGACACUUAUUCAUCCCAUAGCUGGAGGCCUGUGUCUCCCAUGCCCCGUCACCCAUUGUGCCCAGCCCCCCACACCCCCUCACCUCUGGCAACUAUCAGUUUGU